AUGGACUUGAUGAAUAAAUUUACAUUAUAAUUUAGGACUCCAGAUAUGGAAUUAAAAUAUUAAUAACAGUCGAUAUAAAAAUUACUUAAGCCUCUCUAUUAUGGUCUCCUUUCAAUGUCAUUAUUAUUAAAUACAAUUUACAUAAUUAAGGUAACAAUUAGAGAGUCUUUUUAACUACCAUUUAUUAAUAUAGGAUUUCUAGCAAUAUCACUACUUGGUUUUUAUGUGGUCUAUAAAAAAGAAACAUUAACAUAGAAAAUGAUGACUAUUGAAAAUGCUUAUGUCUUGUUUCUUUAGUUAAAUUUCACUGCGACUAAUAUACAUGGAUAAGAAUAUUAUUUAUAUGGAAGUAGCUAUUCUUUGAUAUAGGCAGUUACCUAUUUUGCAACAGAUUUUUAUUUGAGUUGCCCUUCUGUUAUAUUACAUUUGAUAUUUAGAUUUGUAGCGACUACUUUAUAUGCAGAUAGAUUUGAUUAUGUAGGAUUAGGUCUCACUCUAACUACUGCAAUAUUUUUAAUAAAUAUACUUUACAUAUGCAAUAGAGCAUAAAGAUAGCAAUUUUUAAUGAAUUUUAAAGAAGAUACUAUCAACUAUCAAUUACAAACUUUAAUCAAUAAACCUUUUACAAAAAUUUUUUAUAAUGAAAAGAAGCUGUAAAUUGAUGUGCAUUAGGUUAAUUAAGAACAUUAAUUUUUGGGUUAUAAUCAAGAUUUUUGUUUUGGGUGUAAUAUCAGAAAUUUUAUUAGAAAUUGUAAGAUUGCCGAUAGAGCAUUAGAGUAGUGGAUAAUUCAUGAUUAAACUAAUUUAAAGGAGAAUUGCAUUGCAAUCAUGUAAAGAACAAAAAUAAAAAUUCGACUUUGUUAAUUUAAUACCGAUAAUAGUUUGAUAUUAAUUUUAGAGAAUUUGAAGUUGGAUGCAAAAUAAAAAAAAGUUCCUUCAUUUGUAAGAAGUUAAUUAUUCGAAUAAUUUUUGAUAAGUAAGAAAACACUUUUUAAUUUGUAAUUUAAAUUCGGUGUAAUGUCAAUUUUAAUGUUAGGUCAAUAUAAAAUAAAGACGAUAAAUAUUGUAAAAUUAUUGAAUAAGUUUUUAAACAUGUAUGUUUUUUCUGGAAAAGUGAAUUUGAAUUUAAAUGGCAAUAAGAUCAUAAAAUUGAAAACUUAUGCUUAAUAUCUCAAAAUUUUCUUUAUUCAAGUUUUUAAUAUAAUUUAAGAUUUGGAGUACUCUUAAAAUAUUUUUAAUGAAAUAUGUGUUAAAAAUUUUGAUAAUUAUCUUUAAAUUGAGUUGAAACUAUCAAAUAAAAAUUAAUUUUUAUAAUUGUAUGAAAAGAAUUUCUUUAUACAGUAUACUGAAUAGCAUUUGUUAGUAACUCCAUUAAGUUUAGAUUUGAUAUUUUAUUUUAAUAAAUUGAUUCCAUUUGAUAUAACUAACUCUCAAUUAUGA
This is a messenger RNA of Paramecium sonneborni, 1440 nucleotides long. The record is from the annotation of a GenBank genome assembly. Lineage: Eukaryota; Ciliophora; Oligohymenophorea; Peniculida; Parameciidae.